UUUGCCACCAGCCACCAGUAUUUCAACGUCCCGGUUUCCUCGUUCAUAACAACUUGGCGAUAUUUUUAAAAAUUUUUACUACAGAAAUGGUUCAAGGAGAAAAAGACUUACUUUCGAUUAGCGCCGAUUCAGGUCUCGAAGUCCUCGACGACUCCGAGGAAGAGAAAUCGAGAAAAGGUAAAAAAGGGAAAAGGAGGUCCACGCGAGCCCGGAGCCCCACACAGGUUAUGCGCAUCAAACGUCACAGGAGGCUCAAGGCGAACGACAGGGAAAGAAACAGGAUGCACAUGUUGAACGAAGCCCUCGACAGGCUUAGAUGCGCGCUUCCGACUUUCCCCGAAGAUACGAAACUCACUAAGAUCGAAACAUUGAGAUUCGCCCAUAACUAUAUCUGGGCCCUGGGGCAGGCCCUGAACUCAGGAGGCACCGAGCAAGUGACAACGCUAACUCUGGGAAAUGUGACUGUGAGCAUCGGACAAAAUGGAAACAAAAUAACCUCUUCGACCGGAAGCUGCGCCCUCGCCCAGCAGAGGCGUUGCCCCGAAGCACCGGGCCCGUUCGAAUUCGAGCCGAUCGGUAAGUCCACGCCGUGUUACGAGACAAGCUCCAGCAUGGACUACAGCGAAAAACUAAGCCCCGUCUACGAAUUUUCGUCCUGCAGGCAACCCGAAUGGCUCACUGAGCAAGAACCCUGGAACCAGCCUUACUACCAACCAUAUGACUACGGAUACGAAAAAUACAACAAUACGAGGCACAUGUUUCCUUGUAUUUAAAUUUAUUUAAUUGUUUAAUUAUUAUUUUAUUUUGUUUUAUACGAAAGAAAAGAACUG
Messenger RNA from Cimex lectularius (bed bug), 830 nucleotides. RefSeq names its product basic helix-loop-helix neural transcription factor TAP (gene tap). The transcript is spliced from 4 exons. The record is from RefSeq and is a predicted model, not a curated record. NCBI's taxonomy places the organism in Eukaryota, Metazoa, Arthropoda, Insecta, Hemiptera, Cimicidae. Gene Ontology annotation, molecular function: protein dimerization activity. The coding region runs from base 87 to 773 and encodes 228 amino acids.